AUUAAAAAUCAUAGUUCGAUUUAAUCUUCGGAAUUCAAUUUCAUAUCAAAAUGAAACAAUCACAUUUCGCAUUCAUUAUUGCGUGUUGUAUUUUAUAUACAUUCCGUUCGGAUAUGCUUAAUCCAGCGGCGGAAAUUUUGAAACUUGGUGAAGGUUGUCCAACCAAUAUUAGUGGAUUGUCUAAUUUCACAUUAGACGAAUUAAGUGGACUAUAUUCAGCUGCUGCAGCCCUCUCUAAUUCUGAUGGCUCAAGAGAUUAUUGUUACAAAAUGUGUUUUCAACAAGUCAAUAAUGAUCGGACUGAUGUGAGAGUUGCAGCCAAAAAAGGAUACUUUAGAGUACCGUGGAGCGUUGAUUUGCGUUUCCAAAGAACCAGUGAUAAUGGUACAUUCGAAAUGCGUACUAGUCUUACCGGUUUUCUAACAUUGGGAGAAGCCUACAUACUAUCAAAUAGUUCAACAGUUUUAUACUACUCUUGCAGAAAUGACUUAUUGGGAAGUUAUCGUGAAGCUUUGGUAUUAUCAAAGAAUGAAACAACAAACUUAUCUGCAGAGGAUUUACAAGCUGCUAAAGACGUUUUAAAAGCUCAGAAUUUGGACUUUGGUUUGAUGAAAACUGUCGAUCAAAGUCGAGAAACAUGUUCCGGUUUAACGAGAUUCUAUAACAUGUGCAGCCAGUAAUUUUUUGUUUAUUUAUUGUAAUUAAUAAAUUUUAUUUAAAAAAAAA
Chrysoperla carnea is the source of this 726-nucleotide messenger RNA. RefSeq lists its product as uncharacterized. The record is from RefSeq and is a predicted model, not a curated record. The coding region runs from base 51 to 680 and encodes 209 amino acids. NCBI's taxonomy places the organism in Eukaryota, Metazoa, Arthropoda, Insecta, Neuroptera, Chrysopidae. The transcript is spliced from 4 exons.